Molecule: messenger RNA, 447 nt
Organism: Clunio marinus
Lineage: Eukaryota; Metazoa; Arthropoda; Insecta; Diptera; Chironomidae
Source: the annotation of a GenBank genome assembly
AUGUCAUGUGUUGGCCUCGAGAAGGAAGCAAUCAUAAUAAUCAACUUUUUAAUGCGAAAUCGACAUGUGAAAAUUAUUGAAAGCAUCAAAUCAAUUGAUGAAGACUUGGAGAUCCAUGGAAUAAACAUCAAUCAUCGGAAACAUUUUCUGACAGCAUUUGUGAGCACAAUUCUUUACUUCAUGAUAGUGAAUAUUACGUUGUGUUGGGUAAUUGUGUUGAAAUUAGCAACGACAAAUGAUAACAACAAAUAUUACUGGAUAAUCAACUUGUUUGCUGCUUAUAGCUUUAACUCCUUCUUGAACAAUUGCAUCAGUCACAUGCUGAUUACUGGGUCGAUCUACAAAAGGUUUCAAUUACCACAAUUUACUGAUUUUGGUGGAAUAGAAAUGAUCAGCUCAAUGCUCGCAAAAAAUUCUAAGCGACAAAAACCUUUUGAAGAAUUGUGA